GUCAAUAUGCUGAGUCAUUUUAGUUGUGAUUCUAGAUUGAAAAUUCUAUAUUAUCUAGAGUGAUUCUAGAUUCUAUCUAGACUCUAGAAUAGAAUCUAGAAUUCUAGAUCUAUACAUCUCUGAAUACAUCACUAACACAUUUCAUAAAAAAUUCAUGACAUUUACAAAAAACAAACAUAACAAAAUCUUGAUUAAUCUAGAAUAAUCUAGUCUAGAGUAUUCCAGAGAUCAAUAUAAUUUCUAUUGAAAUAUUAUAUAUAUAAUAUCACAAGCAUGCCAUCCAGAUUUAUUUAUCAUGCACAAGAUCUAGCGUUCUUAAUAUUUCAUUCAUGGUUGAAGCUUCGAUGGACUCCAUCAUCAAAAACUUGGCUGAUGCGCUUGGAUCGCACUAUUCGAUCAAGAAUAAGCCAUAAAAACAGUGCUGAUUGGGUUCAGGUUAACCAUGGCGGCAAGGUACUUGAUAUAUGGACAGUUAAAGUUGAAGGUGAUGUGCAGGGUUCAGUGCCUCUUGUUAUCAUGCAUGGCAUGGGAGGCGGGGCAAACAUGUUUCUCAAUAAUAUAGAUGAUCUGGCAGAACAGCGAGAUGUCAUUUUGUUGGAUUUACCUGGAUUUGGACUCAGCAGCCGGCCAGAUCUACGAGUCAAAUAUGAAAAUGGCUGGUGGGUGGAUACAUCUGCAGAUGAUGUUGAGGAAUUUUACACAGAAGUUCUAGAACAAUGGUUUCAAAAGUUGUGCUUAGAUAAAGUGAUACUUUUAGGUCACAGCUAUGGUGGAUAUCUCUCUUCUGUCUACUGUUUAAAAUACCCAGAUCGUGUCAAGCACCUCAUCCUUGCUGAUCCCUGGGGCUUUCCCCAGCGACCUGCUGCAGCAGACAUGAGGCCUUUCAUGAGAAACAAGGCCCUUGUGCUGUUGUCUAAGUUAUAUGGCAAGAUGAAUAUUUUUACACCACUUCGUGUUCUUGGACCUCUAGCAUUACCACUGUUCAGAAUAUGUAAGCUGGGCCUUAAGACCCUCUUCAUAGUUAAACUGAGUGGGAGCACUGAAGACUCAGCAGAUUUGAUUGAACGCCAGAAGCUGCUCAGGCAGGAUGGCUUACAUGUCUUCCCUAACACCACUAUGCAGGAUUACUGUUACAUGUGGAUGAUGCACAGCCAGAGUGGAGAAGUAGGUUUCAGUCGUGUUUCCAUACCAUUUGGAUGGGCAAGGAAACCUCUUGUGGAACGUGUACAGGCUUGGGAUAGCAAGUUGGAUGUAACUUUUAUCUAUGGGGCACGUUCUUGGAUAGAUUCUCAGCCAGGGCUAGAAACUAAAAAUCAACGACAUGACAACUAUGUAGAUGUACAUAUAAUUAGUGGUGCAGGGCACCAUGUUUAUGCAGAUCGUCCAAAAGCCUUUAAUCACAUAGUACAAAUGAUUGGUGAAGCAAUAGAUGAAAGUCGCAGGCCUAACAUCAGCCAUGAGUUUGAACAGCGUCACCUGGCCAUGUCCAGCUUGCGGCGCAGAUCUUCCUGUGCUUCCCAGGCUGAGCUGCUCAACGAUGAGGCUGGAAUCAGACAGCCAAGAGCUCUGAGUGCUCAUGAAUUAGCCGAGAUGGUGGAGUCCGACUCCCAAAGCUCAAAUGAGGAAGACAAUGUGGGAACGUCUGGGAGAGUCAUGUUUAGUUUGGAUGAUGUUCCUGCAGAAAAAGAACAUAAGACUCAAACAGUUUUAUCUGGUCUAGAAGAGCUGUCUAUGAGAAGAGAAAGAAAAUCUUCAUUUAGAUCCCAGCCAGCAGCUGUAAUGAAAAACGUCAAAUUCUCAACUGAGGACAAUAAUGAAGGUUCACAAAGAUCAGAAUUUCAAACAGAUUAAUGUUAUAGUAUGUUUAGGGACCAAACAUCAUUGAAAUAUCAUAUGGCAAGUGUUAUUUAUUUAAUAUCAAUUUGUCUAAUAGUUUUGACAACUAAUAAAUUGUACAGUAUCAGUAUAAUUGUUCUUUAUUGUCAUGCAUAAAACAUAACAUUUUUUAUUUUCAGUUAACUAAAAAAUGUAAAGUAAUGUUAGGUUUAAAUAGUUUUUCGUACAUAUAAGUUUAAAUAGUUUGUCAUACAAAUAAAUCAGGAAUUCUUAAAGGUAAAGAUUGACAUUGAAAUUCCAUCGGCACUGUGUAUGUAACCAGGCAGAGGAAGUGGAAAUUAUAAAAUGUUAUCAUUCUUCAUUGUCUCCAAAACCAAAAAAUGCUAGGCUUUGUUUAGCUAAUUUUUGAGUUUUGAAAUCUAUCGUUCCUUAAAAAUGUAGAUAGGAUUGUUACAUACAAUGAUCAUGAAAAAAGCAAUUAUUAAGUACCGGUAAGUCUAUUUUAUAAAAUAGAAUUAGGUUGACAUCCUGAUACUCCAUGUCCUUUGGUGUACCAUGUUAUACAUUAGUUUUGCUGACUAUUAACUUUCAUGUUUACUUUGAUCUACCUGGUUUCCUCUUCUCUCCUGGUUCUAGUCAAGCAAGAAAAAAAAUAGACUGAACAUUAUCACAUAUCAAUUUUUCAGUAUGUAUAAAUCAAAUUUGUUUAAAAUUUUGUAGUCUAUAUUAUAUCUUGUUUGAAUAAGUCACCUACACAUGCUGUACUCUUUGAAUUUUUGUUUAAAUGCCAUCUGCUAGUUUUGGUCAAAUUUCAAUAGUAGUUGAACUGAAUUUUCAUUUUUUGGUCCUAUAAAGUUAUCUUAUCUUAUCUUCAUGUUGAAACUUCUUUUUCAAUGUUAGGAUAACUUGUUUAUUUUAUGAACAAAUGUUACAGCUAGUAUCUUUGUAAUAUUUAUUUAUGACAAUUUGUAAACAUUUUUUUUAUAUAAAAUGAACUUUCUUGUAUUUAUUUGAAGAUAACAUUUUCUUGCAGAGGUACUUUAUUGUGAUAAAACCCAGGAUUAUUUGUCCAAUUGUUUUACAGCCAUUUUUUUUUCUAAAUAAAAUUUUGUAAAGUAAAGCAAA
Biomphalaria glabrata is the source of this 2961-nucleotide messenger RNA. Its product is annotated as (Lyso)-N-acylphosphatidylethanolamine lipase-like. The transcript has 9 exons. NCBI's taxonomy places the organism in Eukaryota, Metazoa, Mollusca, Gastropoda, Planorbidae. Gene Ontology annotation, cellular component: lipid droplet. The record is from RefSeq and is a predicted model, not a curated record. The coding region runs from base 274 to 1851 and encodes 525 amino acids.